Molecule: messenger RNA, 805 nt
Organism: Paramuricea clavata
Lineage: Eukaryota; Metazoa; Cnidaria; Anthozoa; Malacalcyonacea; Plexauridae
Source: the annotation of a GenBank genome assembly
CUAGGAGGAGUCUAGCUGUUACAAGACAGGUUGUACCUGCGCAGUCAACGAGAAGCUACAAUAUAUGGUCGCUAUAGUUGAUCACUUGAUCUACCAGGAAAUGUUUUGGUUUCAUUCAAAGCGAUUCCUUAUUCGUCUUGUCAUCACAAGCUUCUUACUGUUUUGUGGAAUGCAUUACACUUGGCUAUGCUAUUACAGGUAUGCUUCAAUAAAUUCACACGAGGGACGCCCGGCUGUUUUAGAGCUCAAUUCAAACCGUUCUUCACCGACAAAAUUGACGACUCGUCAAGCCAACCGUCAAAAUUCAAGCACGGUUCUUCCUAGCAAAACACCGUCUGUGUUUGUUCUCAUUGUCGUAUUUUCUUCUCCGAAGAACUUUGAACAGAGGUCUAUAAUUCGCAGUACGUGGGCUGAAAUUAAACACAUGGUCAUGGGUCCUGAUAUUACAAAUAUUAUUAUUAACGGGUCAUAUGCUGCAGAAAGUCUGGUUAAAACGGUGUUUUUACUUGGACAAACUAAUGAAAAAACCCAAAGUAAUAUAGAAACGGAAUCAGAAUAUUACAACGAUCUUGUGAUUGGCUCAUUCACUGAUAGUUAUGAUAAUUUAACAUUAAAAACAAAACUUGGUCUCGAAUGGGCUUAUAAAUUUUGCAAGUUUGAAUACUAUUUGAAGACAGAUGACGAUGUUUUUGUGUACAGCAGGGGACUUGUGAAAUGGUUGUGGCAAUUACCAAGAGAGAGGGUCUAUACGGGUAGAUGUGAUUUUAAUAAGACGGUGAUUCGAACAGUCGGGCACAAAUGGUAA